CGACGCUGCCAUGAGCCCCAAGCUGGACCUCCGCGAGCUGCGAUCGCCGCCCCGCCUGCAGCUCGUCCGCUCGCAGCGGUCGCUCUCGACCAGCAACCUCUGGGUCUCUUCGCCGAUCCCGACGACCAGCGACGCGCUCUCGAUGCAGCCGCCGCCGCUCGUGCUCUCGCCGCCAACGCGCCCGGGCUCAUAUACCAUCGAUCGCCGCGUGCUUUUCUGCAUUAGCUGCGUGCUCACGACGCUGUGCUCGGGCGGCCUCAUCCUCGGGUUUGGCCCGUUCUAUACGACGCUCGUGGCCGAGCACCAGUGGCACGAGCUCUGCGAUUCGCCAGGCGUGUGCCCCAAGCAAGAACUUCGCCUCCAAUACACCUACUCGACAAGCUUCCUCCUCUUGAGCGCCGCCAACGUUGUCUUUGGGCUCAGCAUCGACAUCAUCGGUCCGCGCGUCUCGGCGCUGCUCGGCCUCGUGCUCGCGAUGCUUGGUAAUGUGCUCGUUUCCGUCGGGGACUCGAGCGUUCUCGACGGCGCCGGCAUCAUCGUCGGCUAUGGCCUGAUUGGCAUGGGCGGCAUGGGCCUUUUCCUCUCGUCGUUUCAAGUGAUCAAUCUCUUCGAGGCCCAAGGCAUUCCGUGCAGCAUCAUGUCGAGCAUCUUCAAUAUUUCUGCUUACGUCUACAUGCUCCUCAAACUGCCAGGGAUGACGCGCCACCACUUUUUCGAAGGCUAUGCAAUCCUCGUCGCGGUCUGUUUUUGCGUCUGCUUUCUCAUCUAUCCAGCGAAAAACAUCCACAGCGCCAAAGAACGCGUGCGGGUGCCGGGCGUGAGCUGCUAUAUUCCUCGUCCGCGGAAGCCAACGCUGCUCCUCGAGGGGCUCCAGCGCACGCUUCAAAGCGGUGAUCUCUGGCACUUUGCGUUCUACUUUGGGUGGCUCUCACUCGUCUUUUCGUUUACGGGCGGCGCGAUUCCCAGCAUCAUCGCCAAAACGGCCGCGGCCAAUGUCGCCAAGGCCGAUGUCUACAUCAACUAUGUCUUCCCGCUCGUCUCCAACAGCACGUUCCUCUUCGCGCCGAUCGUGGGCCACUGCAUCGACACGGUCGGGUUCCGCCGCGUCUUUGCCGGCUGCCUCUUCCUCACGCAGCUCUUUCUAUUGACGCUCCUCGUCCCGGUGCUCGAAGUCCAGCUCGUUGGCUUUCUCUUCAUGUCGAUUGCGCAGUCGAGUCUCUAUAGCCUCCAAUUCGCCUACAUCAUGAUUUGCUACCCCACCCGGCUCUACGGAACGCUGCAGGCGUUCAUUACGGCUGCCAGCUUCCUCCUUUGCUCGCUCAACUAUGGCAUCAACACGAUCGCGCAGACGUACCUCGGCGGUGACUAUACGUGCAUUCUGCUCUUUCUCGGCGUGCCCACCGUCCUCCUCUAUGCAUGCCAGCAUCAUGUCCGUGAGAUGAUUGAAGACGAAGAGUGUCAUUUGGUUUACGAAGAUGACGCCAUGUCCCCGCUCCCUGUUUAAUCCCUAAUCCUAUCGUUACGAC
Messenger RNA from Saprolegnia parasitica CBS 223.65, 1526 nucleotides. RefSeq lists its product as hypothetical. The record is from RefSeq and is a predicted model, not a curated record. The coding region runs from base 11 to 1504 and encodes 497 amino acids. The transcript has 7 exons. Lineage: Eukaryota; Oomycota; Saprolegniomycetes; Saprolegniales; Saprolegniaceae.